Molecule: messenger RNA, 2794 nt
Organism: Zingiber officinale
Lineage: Eukaryota; Viridiplantae; Streptophyta; Magnoliopsida; Zingiberales; Zingiberaceae
Exons: 3
Coding region: 540-2483 (647 amino acids)
Source: RefSeq, a predicted model, not a curated record
UUGUGCAUCGGCCUUUCUCCGUGUGCGUGAGACUUCUGGUUUCUGCUGCCGUCCGCGAGAGCGAGAGCGAGAGCGAGAGCGAGGAGAACAGAGGGAGUGGGAGGUCAAAAUAAACAAGAAAGAAGAGGAAUGGACCCCUAGUCUCUAUCGCCUCGAUUGGGACCUCCGAAUCUUAGGAAUCUUCGGCUCCUUGUUCUUCGGUUUCAUCCUCGAAUCGAUGAUGGAUGCUGUAUUUUUUGUAUCUGUUGCAGAGUUGAUGCACUGAAAUCUGGAGCUGUCAACUGCUUAUCAAGCCAUCAAGUUUUUCAGAAAACUUUCACUGGUUCCAGUUGCUGAUUGUAUAGCCUGGCGGCAAUUAAUAAGCACAUUAACAGCCCUAAAAAGUUUUAGCAAAUGGAUCGCGAUGAUACCUCUGGUUUUGUUAGUGGAGGUUGCUCUGAUCUUUCCAGAUACUGAACAAAUGGCACAUCCCUGGAAGUCUGGCAAUUGGUUCACUUGUAUCAACAUUUCAUUGUGAUUGGAUUUUGGCAGCAUCUGUUAUGGAUAAGAGGCAUGGUCAUCUUGGGCUCGGUUUAAACUUCUCUUCUGGAAAUACUUCAAAGGAUUUGUCUCAGUCUCAUACUGGCACCAAACUAUGGAUUUAUUCUUCUCACCCCUGUUUGAAUGGUCUUAAUUUGAAAGGAACAAAGAGGAAGUUGUGUCAUGUAUAUGAAAGUGGUAUAGAAGAUUCUUCACUAACACUUGGCGUAGGCCAUCCAGCAAGUUCUUCAGAUAGCAGUAAGAAGAGCUCUGCUACAGCUUGCACCAUGUCUACCACAAGGGAAACAGAUGAUGGGUCAUCCAUGGAUCUUGGACUAAAUUUUGAUCUCAACCUUGGUAAUGAAAAUUUAAUUUGCCCAAUAAAACCUGCUCUUGAUGUUCGAAAGGAUAAAGUUGAUCUUCAGUUGAGUCUAUCAGUAGGUGGUGCAUUUGAUUCUGUUGUUACAGGUGUGACUCCAGUCUUGAGUGACAACUAUUUAUCAGACAACGUGCUAUCUUUCUCUCAGGUACCAACUGUUGAUGAAGGAUCAACUUCAUCUCACUGGUAUAGGAGCAGGCUAUUACCAUUUUUAAAUAGUCCUGACAAACAUGAUAAUGUAUCCCCUGACAAAGCAUUCCAUAAUGCAUCUACUCAAGCUGGGCAGUCAGAUGCCUCUUUAUCAACAAUCAUCCAACCACAGAAAAGUUCAGUUUCUAUUUCUGGUGUAACCCAAACUCAACAAUGCAAUAGCAAUACUAAAAAUUGUCAGUUUCCGGGAUGUUUCAAAGGAGCUAGAGGUGCUUCUGGAUUGUGCAUAGCUCAUGGUGGAGGGCGGAGGUGCCGUAAAGCUGGUUGUCAGAAGGGAGCUGAGGGAAGAACCAUCUUCUGCAAAGGCCAUGGUGGUGGUAGGCGAUGUCAACACCUUGGCUGUACUAAGAGCGCUGAAGGUCGCACAGACUACUGCAUUGCUCAUGGUGGUGGACGUCGUUGCAGCCAUGAAGGUUGCCCUAAAGCAGCUAGGGGAAAAUCUGGUCUAUGCAUAAGGCAUGGUGGCGGCAAGAGAUGCCAAAAGGAGAACUGCACAAAGAGUGCAGAAGGGCAUUCUGGAUUAUGCAUUGCCCAUGGAGGUGGCAGGCGGUGCAAAUAUCCUGAAUGUACAAAGGGUGCACAAGGCAGCACAAAUUUCUGCAAGGCACAUGGUGGGGGUAAGAGGUGCACAUACUUGGGUUGCAUAAAAGGGGCUGAAGGAAGCACUCCAUUUUGUAAGGCACAUGGUGGAGGGAAACGUUGUGCAUUCCAAGGUGGUUGCACAAAGAGUGUACAUGGUGGCACCCAAUUUUGUGUGGCCCAUGGUGGUGGAAAACGAUGUGCUGUAUUAGAGUGCACUAAAAGUGCAAGAGGUAGGACAGAUUUCUGUGUUCGUCAUGGAGGUGGAAAGAGAUGCAAGGUUGAGGGUUGUGGAAAGAGUGCUCAGGGCAGCACUGAUUUCUGUAAAGCACAUGGCGGUGGUAAACGAUGCUCAUGGGGCCAACCUGAGUCAGGUCUUGGUAUGAAAAGCCCUCCCUGUGAACGUUUUGCCAGAGGAAAGAGUGGCCUCUGUGCUGCACACACUGCUCUAGUGGAGGACCAGUGCGUUCAUGGAGAAGGCCAACUUCUGGCCUUUGGUUCAGAGAAUCAAGGAGUCAUAAAACCUGAGAAGAUGAAAGAGAUUGUUGACCUAGCUAGGUCUGCGGAAAUGGAAAAUGAGAAGAACAUUCUCUCGAUCAAUACUCAGGAAUAUGUGCAUCCUACAACACCUGUUGAUUCUAGGUCGGUUUCUCUUCCAGAAGGCAGGGUGCAUGGUGGGAGUCUUAUGGCUAUGCUGGCUAGCAAUUCAAGUAUUGGCAACACUUCUACAAGUCAAGUUGAUUGCUGCAACCCUGAACGGGGGGCACCACACUUUGUGGCUCGGAAAUGGUUUUAAGGGCUAAAAUCUAGGUCUUCGAUCUUCUAUUAUCCCUGUAAACAAUUUCUCCCAGGUACAUUGUUACGUCAUGAUUGGUGACCUAAUUGUCACAAUGCUAGUUUCUCACUGAUUGUUCCUUUGCGUUUAGCUGCCCUUCAUAUAUAUGACGCAAGGGAAACUCUGUAAAUUCUGUCUGGAAUGUGAACUUUAGGCAGGCAAAUGGAUGCUUGUGGGUUUUUUCAUCAUCUGCUAAUUCUGUAGAUAAAUCUCCUUGCAGUCUGUUCAAAGUGUGAAUGGCAGUGCUUGUAUGAUGCUUAUUUUAUUUCGGA